Molecule: messenger RNA, 2491 nt
Organism: Gaeumannomyces tritici R3-111a-1
Lineage: Eukaryota; Fungi; Ascomycota; Sordariomycetes; Magnaporthales; Magnaporthaceae
Product: WD repeat-containing protein 2
Exons: 3
Coding region: 309-2132 (607 amino acids)
Biological process (GO): positive regulation of actin filament depolymerization; actin filament depolymerization
Cellular component (GO): cortical actin cytoskeleton
Molecular function (GO): actin filament binding
Source: RefSeq, a predicted model, not a curated record
CUACUGCGUCACUGCCCCUCCAUGCAGACCCACGGGAGGGCAUCCCACGUCUCACUGCCGACGAGGCACCUCGCGGAGCUGGUGUUUGGUCAAGAGCUUCUUUUACCGUAUCGUCUCCUCUCCUUGUCUCCAGUGUAUCUUCGUCCAGAUUCUUCGACUUCUUGUGUCACUGUCCUCGACGUCACCCCAUUCACGCUUGGCAAACGGCUCAGCAGUCCAGAUAGAAAGUCCCCUUUUUCCGUUAGAAUUCGACACGUUUCUGGCAAACGCGUGAACUUCGCUCGGAAGAGGCCUAGCUUGAGCCAACCAUGUCGGUCACGAUCGACAAGAUCCUCGCCGCCGCCCCGGCCACCACGAGAGGCCAGCCCACGCAGCUGUCGUGCGACGCCAAGGGGGAGCGGAUAGCAUAUGCCUCUGGCAAAUCUAUCUUUGUCCGGUCCAUCGACAACCCCGAAGUAUGCAAGCAGUAUGUCGGACACACAGCCUCGACGACCGUCGCCCGCUUCUCGCCGAGCGGGUUUUACGUUGCCAGCGGUGACGUCUCGGGCCAGGUCCGUGUUUGGGACGCGGUAGAGGCGGUCAACACGAAAGGCGAAUACCACAUCAUCUCGGGCCGCAUCAACGACGUCGCCUGGGACGGCGACUCGCAGCGCAUAAUCGCCGUGGGCGACGGCCGCGAGCGCUUCGGCCACUGCAUCACGGCCGACUCGGGCAACAGCGUCGGCGAGGUGUCGGGCCACUCAAAGGUGGUCAACGCCGUCGCCAUCCGCCAGCAGCGGCCCCUGCGCGCCGCCACCGUCUCCGACGACGGCUCAAUGUGCUUCCUCCACGGCGCCCCCUUCAAGUUCGCCGCCAAGGCCUCGGGCCUGCACACGGGCUUCGUGCUGGGCACCGCCUUCUCGCCCGACGGCGCCCUCCUCGUCACCGUCGGCGCCGACAAGCGCGUCCACCUGUACGACGGCAAGACGGGCGAGCACAAGGGCGAGGUCGGGGCCGGCGCGGACCACACGGGGAGCAUAUUUGCCGUCGCGUGGGCGCCCGACUCCAAGCGUUUCGUCACGGCCAGCGCGGACCAGACGGUGCGCGUCUGGGACGCCGAGGCCGGCAAGGUCACGCACACUUGGCGUCUUGGCCCCGCCGACGGCUCCUCCAGCGUGCCAGACCAGCAGGUAGGCGUGGCCUGGCCCGCAGGACGGACCGACGGCCUCAUAAUCUCGCUCAGCUUGUCAGGCGACCUCAACUACCUUGUCGAGUCCAGCGAGAAGCCCAUCAGGGUUGUGCAGGGCCACAACAAGAGCAUCACGGCGAUGGGAUGCGAGUCCGACAAGAACUUGUGGACGGGCAGCUUUGACGGAAGGGUGUGCCGGUGGGAGGUAGCCGCAGGCAAGAGCGACGUCGUCGACAAGAGCUCGCACACGAACCAGGUAACCGGGUUCGCCGAGGUUUCGGGCAAAGUCUUCAGUGUCGGCUGGGACGAUCAGCUGCGGACUGCCGACGGCUCCGGCGCAUUACCGGCCGCCCUCGGCGCGCAGCCACACGGGGUGGCCGCUUCGAGCAAAGCCCUGGUUGUGGCUCUCGCAGACGGCGUCGUAGUGUACAGCCCUACCGGAGAGCUCGCCAGCAAGCUGGAGACCAAAUUCACACCGACAGCGAUCGCGGCACACGAGUCGCUGGUGGCGGUCGGCGGCGCGGACGGCAACGCCGUGGUCGUGUACAAGCUGGGCAGCGACAACAAGCUCGUCGAGGCCGAGACGCUGACCAAGUCGGCGGCGCAGGUGACGGCGCUCGCCUUCUCCCCGGACGGCAAGGCCCUGGCGGCUGGCAACUCGUCGGGCAAGAUCAUCGCGUACUCGACGGCGGCCGGGUGGGAGGUGCUCACGGACCGGUGGUCGGCGCACACGGCGCGCGUCACCGCCAUCGCCUGGAACGCGGCCGGCACGCACGCCGUCAGCGGCGCGCUCGACACGAACGUCCACCUUUGGAGCCUGGCGAAACCCGGGGCCAGAGUCAAGGCCCCCAACGCGCACAAGGAUGGCGUCAACGGCGUGGCCUGGGUUCAGGGCGACCAGAAGGUCGCUAGCGCUGGUGCUGAUGGAGCGAUCAAAAUCUGGGAUAUCUCGGGUCUCCAAUGAUUGUGGAAGGAAGGGUUUACUGAAACGAAAAGAGCUUAUGUUUCCACUCUUGCUGUCAUUUUGAGGCCAACAAUCCGUCAAGAUUAGCGUGACUUUUGUGAAUUUCCUUUUUCCACGCACGCCAAAGCAAGAAGCUUCCCAGGUUUGGGUUUAUCGAGUUCCGGACGGAGCAGGCACAUCACAUCACAAUAUCACUUGCGAACAGGGGUGGUGUACGUUUCCUAUCACCGUAGAGUGUAACGAACGUUGGGCUCCACCGAAGGGAAGAUACAACGCAGAUGCAUGAAAUGAACGAAAAUGACAACCAGACUCCUGAUUGAUAACGUGAUACCAAGGCCGAGUCAAAAAAAAGAGCAGGA